Ilyonectria robusta is the source of this 967-nucleotide messenger RNA. Its product is annotated as polysaccharide deacetylase family protein. NCBI's taxonomy places the organism in Eukaryota, Fungi, Ascomycota, Sordariomycetes, Hypocreales, Nectriaceae. Gene Ontology annotation, biological process: carbohydrate metabolic process. The transcript has 3 exons. The coding region runs from base 43 to 777 and encodes 244 amino acids. The record is from RefSeq and is a predicted model, not a curated record. Gene Ontology annotation, molecular function: hydrolase activity, acting on carbon-nitrogen (but not peptide) bonds.
AGAUUGUACAUACUGAGAGCUGAAGCUUGUUCUGCAGUCGCCAUGUUCACUCGUUACCUCCUCAGCGCUCUCAUCGCGGGUGCCGCAGCAUCGCCUGUUGUGGAUUCCCAUCAGCGACGACAGGCGAUCCCUGUUGGGAGCACCAUCUUCAGCUGCACCACCGAGAACACAAUCGCCUUGACCUUUGAUGAUGGCCCCUUUGCUUACACUAAUCAGCUACUAGACACGCUCGCUGAGGCUGGCAUCAAGGCUACGUUCUUUAUUAAUGGAGACAAUUGGGCCUCCAUCUACUCAUACACAUCAACUGUCCAUCGUAUGAUUGCUGAUGGACAUCAAAUCGGCUCACACACCUGGGAUCAUCCGGACCUUACGAACUUGGGCUCCUCCGAAGUGGAGUCGCAGAUGACCCGGCUCGAGUCGGCGUUACUCGACAUCCUGGGCUAUUUCCCAACCUACAUGCGACCUCCAUUCUUCAGCUACAACGACCAGGUCGUGCAGACCGUCGGAUCUCUGGGCUACCACGUCAUCAUCGCGGACAUCGAUACACUCGACUGGGAGAAUGACUCACCCGAUGCCAUCAGUGAGAGUAUUCGGCUCUUCAAUGCUGACCUUGACGCGGGUGGUUCCAUCGCGCUUGCUCACGAUGUGCACGAGCAGACUGUUGUCUCUUUGGCACCGGCAAUGAUUGCCUCCGUUCGAGAACGUGGAUUGCGAGCUGUUACCGUGGGAGAGUGCCUUGACGACCCCCAAGACAAUUGGUAUCGGACAUCUCGUUAAAAUUAUUGAUGGGAAGGAGAGGUAUCUUAGUUUCCUUGUUCGGUAUUGUUUGCUUUCAUUGUUCUCCGUCUGUGCUUAGUAGGAUUUAUCUUGGGAAACCAAUUAUUGCGGAGCACGCAGUAUCGUGUUAGUAGUGCCAAAGGUCUUCACAAAGCAGGAUGUAAUGACGGCGGAGAAGCAUCUAUCAAUC